AAAAUUCGGGAAUUUAAAUCUGAAAUUUUCGUCAGAUUCUUCACAGGUCGCAACUGUUCUUCCAGGUGUGUGGCAGCGCUGUUGACACUUAGUUCCUGUAAUAAAUACGCUUAUGAUGCUGGAUAGAGGGCAAACAUUCGCAACCCUUUGGCUAUUACAGCACUAUGUGUAUGAUGCACGAAGUUCUAGCAGAGUCUUUAUCAAUGAUGCUUACAAUGAGUUUAUUGAAAACAGCUCUGUAAAGAUACGCCAAUUAUCGUUUUCAGCCAUAAUGAACUCCACAUUCAAGGAUGCAGUCAAAUGUCGUGUAGGUUUUGAUGCCGAUUUUAAAAGGCCAGCAUGUUUUAAAGGUCUUCGUAAGAUUGAAGACACUUCCAUUGUUUCAUUUUACUUCAUAGCGGGAAUUGCACUGAAAAGUGGCUAUGGAGUUGCAGAUGUUACAGAUAGAUUGAUAACUAUUACUCGAAGGUCUCCCUAUAGGAACAAUGGAAAUAUUAUCACCCUGGAUAUUGAUAUUGCUAUUGACGAUACUAUGGUAGCUAGAGUAUCCUCUUGUGAGGUUAAUCUCGAAGCUCUUGGAAUUCCUUCAAAAAUUUCACGCACUAUAUCUAGUAUAAGGGCCAUCUUGCUUUUGUUUAAAAAACUUAAUUUCUGUAUAGGUGCGCUAUCUACUGCUGAUGACCCUCUUUCUCAAGUCUGGGUGAAAGAUGGAGAAGACUCUGAAUUGUCAGUGAUGCACAGCCCAUCUUGUGUACGUGUCAUCCCCAUUGCCAGUACAGGGAGAACAUGUCGGCUUUGUAGAGGAUUUUAUGGCAGUCAUAGCACAAGCGCUGACUGUGUAUCCGAUGGAGAAAAUGUGGGGGAAGUUGCUGACUGUGUAUCUGAUGGAGAAAAUGUGGGGGAAGUUGCUGACUGUGUAUCCGAUGGAGAAAAUGUGGGGGAAGUUGCUGACUGUGUAUCCGAUGGAGAAAAUGUGGGGGAAGUUGCUGACUGUGUAUCUGAUGGAGAAAAUGUUGGGGAAGUUUAA
Messenger RNA from Owenia fusiformis, 1027 nucleotides. NCBI's taxonomy places the organism in Eukaryota, Metazoa, Annelida, Polychaeta, Sabellida, Oweniidae. The record is from the annotation of a GenBank genome assembly.